Molecule: messenger RNA, 5454 nt
Organism: Baudoinia panamericana UAMH 10762
Lineage: Eukaryota; Fungi; Ascomycota; Dothideomycetes; Mycosphaerellales; Teratosphaeriaceae
Exons: 2
Coding region: 1-5454 (1817 amino acids)
Biological process (GO): establishment of protein localization to chromatin; establishment of mitotic sister chromatid cohesion; regulation of gene expression
Cellular component (GO): Scc2-Scc4 cohesin loading complex
Molecular function (GO): chromatin binding
Source: RefSeq, a predicted model, not a curated record
AUGGACGGCCGUCAAGUGCCCAAUGGGCAUCCCGCUCCUAACAAUGCGCCCGCACCCUCCGCGAUACGACGGAGCGGACUCCGCGUGCCUUCCGUCCACGAAGCCCUGCCGUAUACCCCAUUCAGCUCGAUCAUCCCAUUCAGUCCCGAGCUUAUACCGGCGCCAGUCGCCGUACCAAGAACAUCAACCGCACAUUUCAGCGACUCACCAGAUAUUAUCAGUAUUCGACACGCGCUUGACCAACUCAGCGCAGGUGCAGCCAAUGCUGAGCAUGCAUCAGAGCGGUGCAAGCAAACCUUGAGUGACGUCCAGAGGCUGCUUGAUCCCGAUAACCUUACGCAGUUCAAGUUUAAGGUCCCGCAGCGACCGAACAAGCCCAUGAGAGCUUUGCCGGACGGUGUAUGUACUCCAAAGCUAACACCAUUCGCCCAAAUGGUAUUGCAAACCACGGAUGUCUCGUACCGGUAUCUCACGCCAGAGUCACCGGAGCGGAGCUUGCCAGCGGAAAUCCACAUUAUUGGGGAACACGAAGCAGCAGCCUUGCCUACUCCAGAUGCUCAUUUCAGACAUUCCAACCCGAGCAUCGUCAGCUCCGUUGUCGAUCAACAUGUUGAGGUGGCGAAGGGAUCCCAGAGCGCCCAGAUCAAUGUACUGAACGCCGUCGUUAUCCCGAAGUCGCUGACCCCAGCUCAGCGUGCGGAAUACCAGUAUAUGUCUUCAGAACAGGGCGCUCUUGGGGAUUCGACUCCUUCCAAAGGUCGCCACGAGCACCUGGCCAAUGGUUAUCGCACUGUUAGUGUGGACCAGAAGCACAAAAGUGACCUUGCGGUUCAAAAUCUUGAGAACUUGCUUUUUGAAAUCUUCGCUACGGAAGAUCAGCUCCAGCCAGACACUUCAGGUAUAGCCGCGGUGCAAAGCAACCCUCUCUUCACAUUCUGUGAAGUCGAAGGCAGCCUCAAGCAGGUACUCCUGCCCGAUGCGCAAGCGAGGCUCGAGUCCCUCCUGCAAAAGGUCAAUGCUAAUGGUCGUAUGGAGAGUGUCGCAACCGACAGUCUUGUGCGAGUACAGCGACUGUGUGAAAAUGCCGUUGCGGCUACCGAGGGUAUCUCACUGCGGAUAGACGGAGAUAUGUCGGAGCAGGAUGUCGAGCAUUGGCUCUCGAGAUUGGCUGUUGCAGAGAGGGGUGUGGUUGCUGCACGGACUCUGUUGCGCAUCAUGGGAGCAGGCGCAUACAUCAAAGAGCUGCAGUCGGAGGAGUAUCUGCGGCUUACCAUCACCACGGUGCACCAGGUCUAUGAGACUUGCAUUCUGCCGAUCGUAGAAGACAGGUACGCGGACGGCGACAAGAUCAAGGGUUCAAAAGAUGCUUUGCCUGCUAACGCCUCAUUCGCCUUUGCGAUGUCGCAUCGCUUGUCCUUACAGGCCUUACUAAAUGCCACCACGAAGACUCUCCGCAUCCUAGGUGACUUCCUGGCGAUGGUCGAGGUCGAGGAGACCUCGCUGUCAAGCGUUGAAGCAUUGUGCAACCGGCUUCUCUUUGCAGAGAACGCAAGCCAUGAGCGCGACUCUGUUUUCGGCAUCCAGAGUUUUGAGACUACGCGCAGAUGCGCUAUGGACGUGAUUGCGAAGGACUUCGCCAAGUAUCCGCACCAACGGCAAGCCAUACUGGACAGCAUUCUGCUUACGAUUGACAAGCUGCCAGCGACGCGACAAAGCGCUCGACACUACCGUCUGCAGGAUGCCAAGCCCAUACAGCUGGUCUCUGCUCUCCUCAUGCGCCUAGUGCAGACAAGCGCCAUCCACGAGGGAGAGGCGGAGCUUGACAAGAGCAAGUCGGUGCGUACUACCAGUGCGGAGACGGAUCACGAAGACAAUGAUGGGGCAGAUUCCGAAUUAGAAGAAAACGAGGAUGAUGCCAUCAAACCCACGCCAAAGAACAAACGCAAUCACCCCGAGGAUUUGUACCCGCUCGUUAAGCCUUUGCACGAUGCCGCGCAACUCAAUGCAUCCUUCAUUGUGAGAUUGCUUGUGCAGCGGGCUCUACAGUCUUCGAAGUCGAGCGAUGAGCCUUAUCGAAGACUUCUCGACAUCUUCACCGAAGACUUCCUGGCAGUGCUGGGCUCGAGUGACUGGCCUGCAGCUGAAAUGCUACUUCGUACAUUGAUCUCGCAUAUGGUAAACAUCGCGGAAGGCUCAAAAAGCGCUGUACCCGCUCGAACGCUUGCUCUAGAGCUUCUGGGGACCGUGGGUACCGGCAUCCUUGAGCUUCAUAUUGCGGCGCGAGCUACAGCACGCUCCGUUGACAGCGAAGGAAACGAUCUUGGCCAAGGCCUCGUGGAUCUCGUGGAGCGCCUGGAGAUAGGCGAUGUCGAUGUCGGCGCGCUUGCGUCAUUUAGUGGGCCCUAUCGGACAGUGGUUGAGUACUUGCAGACCAGAGACCUGGAAGAUGCCCAAUUACGAUCCGCGCAAGGUUACCAUCUCAUGCAGUGGGCCCUUCUCGUGUGCGGCGGGCGAGAAGUCUCUGCCGACUCUGAAUAUGGGACAUCGAAACCAAUCGAAAAUCUACAGGACAAGCUUAGCAGCAUGAUUCAAGACCUGCACUGGCUCGAGGAUCACGAGGACUACCCUAACGUUUCACCAUCCCAGGGACGGCUCGCAGCUAUCGUGGUGACUCUAAGCUCCAAGCUGUGCAAAGCAUUCAAUAGAAUCUUCGGCAUCCUCCUUGGCGCCAUGAGUAGUCAGCUCCCAAGGGUGAAAAGCCGUGCUUUGAAGAGCGUGGUAGCUCUGCUGGAGAAGGAUCCAUCGAUCCUUGACCGCAACGCUUAUGUUCUCAACCACAUACUACGCUGUGCCAUCGAUCCGUCUCCGCUGGUAAGAGACUCUGCAAUGUCACUGAUCGCAGACUGCGUCAAGUACCGACCGACUCUGAGCACGAUGCUCUACGAGCGUGUCAUUGCACGGACAAGAGACAGUUCGAUCGGGGUGCGAAAGCGAGCCAUUCGGCUUCUCAAAGAUCUGUAUUUAAGCAAUCAACCUGUCCACAUGCGAGCUGCUAUUGCAGAUGCGAUCAUCGGACGUAUCGACGACAAUGAAGAAUCCAUCAUCGAGCUUGCGCGCCAAACUAUGGAAGAUAUAUGGUUCCUUCCGUUUCAUCACAUCAAGUUGAAUGGAGAAGACGCUAUCAACGCGCGACUGCAGUACAAUGCUCAAGCUUCGCUACUGAUCAGGACGACCGAAGCAAGCGAAGACAGCAGCGAGACACUUCAAAGUCUAAUCAAGCGAGUCACAUCUCAACCGAAGCUCGCAGAUGCUCACACUUCUGUCUGCAGACACCUCGUGCGGAUUCUGUCCGACGGCAUUAUCGACAACGCUGAUAUACCGGAUUCACCGGAUCAAGCCUCGAUCUUGAGGUGUCUGGCUGUCUUUGCCAAAAGCUCUCCGAAGCUCUUCACUGCGGGCCAACUAGAGCGUCUCGAGCCUUACGCGCAAAAUCUCAGCAAGUCCGAUGACCUUGAUGUAUAUCGGUCAGCCAUCACUAUUUUGCGUCACGUCAUGCCGCAUCAAGCUGCGCUAAAGCACGACUUCCUCCAGAAAUUGCAGACAGCGCUACUAUCGAGCGUCUCGAAGCUGCCGAAGUCAGAGCUUAGCGAAGUUGUACCGUGUCUUUGGACCAUUAACGGCAUGCUCGACAACAUCGAGCGCCUAGCCACGUUCACGAUAUCUGCGCUGAAAGGUAUCUAUAGCAUGCAGAAUGUUGACUUUGCAGCGCAGCCGCAGGCUGUUGUCAAGGCUUCCAAGCUCAUGGUCAUAGUUGGACACUUCGGCAAAGCCUGUAAGUUCGACGAGCGUUUGCCAAUGUUUAAAACCACCUUUUCUUGGUACAAGGGAGGGACGGUCGCUGGCCUUAUGAUGGAUAUCGUGUGUCCCUUCACAGCGCCGGGCCAAAUAUCAACCAUUCGCCAGGCUUCGCUUGAAGCAGUCGGCAUGGUGUGUCAAUCGUGGCCGGAGCUGCUUCUUCGAGCGGACGUGGUUGCCGCUCUCGAAACUGUUCUUAACGAACACAAUCACGACCUGGAAGAGGUACUCUUAUCAGGCCUUGCCACUUUCUUCUCCACCGGGGAUGCUCCGAUCGAAACAGGGGGCACAACGGUCCCUGAUACUGGUAUCGAGGCUGGCCAGGAGCGACUCGGCAACACUUAUGUCGCAGCCGACAAGGAUCGCGCAGCAAUCUCGCUAACUCGCCGCUUUCUGCCGCAGAUCGUCCGCAUCGCGCUUUCAUCCACUGACGAACUUUCAUCCAUUGCCGCACGCAUCAUCGUCAGCAUUAAUCGCCAAGGACUUACGCAUCCGAAAGAAAGCGGGCCCGCCCUCGUUGCGCUUGAGACCUGUCCGGAUAAAGCGAUUGCGACCAUGGCAUAUAUCGAGCAUAAGGCUCAGCACUCAAAACACGAGAGUCUCUUCGACAAGGAGUACAUGCGGGCGGUGCAGCAAGCCUUUGAGUACCAGCGAGAUGUUUUCCAGGACACUACGGGCCAUAUCAGCCAGCCUCCAGUCUCCAAGUUGCACAUGCUGUGGGAUGUGCUGAAAGCCGGCAAAGCGCAGGUGCGCAAGAAGUUUCUUACCAGCCUUACGCAGAAGCUCGACUUCAAGCUUGAUACGCUCGAUGUGUACGAUGUUCAAACAGCACAUCUUGACUUCGUACGCUUCAGCGCUGAGAACCUGGCUUUCUUUGACUAUGAUAAGGUCGAAGAACUUCUACUCCUUCUUAGCGCGAUGGAGAAGGUCUUCUCCUCGACCGGUACUGCUGUCGCACAGGCGAUUGAGUCGGAAGUCCUCAAGCUCCACCUCAAUACCGUUGGUGGUGCGGAGACUGCUUGUGACAUUACCACCGAGUCGCAAGCUGCGGUCUUUGACACGGCGUCAAUCAUCCCAGCCCGCAUGCUCCAGCUUGCGAUCGCUGCACAAGUCUGCUCGCUAAUAUGGGAGACUCGCAGUUACCUUCGGCGGCUAUGGAACAUGCAGAGGCAUGUAGCCAAAUCCAAGAACUCAGGCAAGGAUAGCAACCGCGCGCCGACCCGUGUUACGAACACUUCAGUGCUUACAGAUGCAUAUGUUCAACGCGUCAACGAGAUCAUGGACGCCAACAGCACGCCAGAAUCGCAACGUGCCAUCUGCAGCUCCUUUGUGGAACUCAUUUCCAUUGAUAGCGAUGUUAGAGUAGCAAGCGAUGAUGAAGAGGAUAGAGAGGAAAUGUUCCAGGCGGAAGAUACUCCGAGUGAGGGCACCAGCCGAAAGAGCCCGUCACUGCCUGCUAGUGGUGGUGGUCGUGGGAGGAAACGGAAGUCUGCCAGCACAAACGCCAGUCCGAGGAAGCGUGGACGGCUAAGCGGGGUGCGGAGAAGGUCAGUCUCGAUCAAGGUUGAUGAAGGUGAUGAAGAUGAAGGCUGGGAUUGA